GCCGCCGCCCGACCCAGCCAUGUCGAGCGCGCCGCGCCGGCCGGGCGCAGCGGAGCCGGCCGGGCUGCGCAGUUCGGUGCAACAUCCAUACCGCUGGCAUCAAGAGCAGGAACACAGAAGCUGCAAUGAUUCACAUUCUCUCAUGGUUGAGGAAUAUCAGUGUGGUCAUUCAGACCACUGGUUGGAGAGCUCUACAACAUCAGAACACUCUAAGCAGCUUUCCAAUUGCCCCCGCUGGGAAGGUAGAAUUGAAGAAGGCAAAACAAUGAGGACAUCAGAUAAAAAAAUGACAAAUUCUGUUUCAAGCAACACUGGUAAUCCACAGGAAAGGGAAACUGAUGAAGUGGUCCUGAGGAGGAGACAGAAACAGAUCAAUUUUGGAAAGAAUACCCUUGCAUAUGACAGAUACAUUAAAGAAGUCCCAAAGAACCAGCGAAUUCCGGGAGUUCACCCUAGAACUCCCAACAAGUUUAAGAAGUACAGCCGUAGGUCCUGGGACCGGCAGAUCAAGCUGUGGAAGAUAGCCCUGCAUGCCUGGGAUCCUCCUGCUGAAGAAACCUGGGAUCUGCAGCCCGUCAGUACAGAACCUUCAGGUAGUUCCCAGGAACGGUUCUGCAAAGAUGAGGAUGUUUCUGGCUCCUUUGUGUUUGACAAAAAGCAGAAGAGAAAUGAGUGUGAAGAUGAAUGUAGACAGACUGCCUACUACACACCUGAGAGUUCCUGUUCUCCCGAUUCUUCUCCAGUAUGGAAACGCAGAAAAAUAAACAAUUCUGACUCCUCUGUGGUUUCAGAGAGCAAAAGCCAUUAUCUUCAGAUGUACCAAACACUGGAAAGCCUCACUGACUUAGGACAUCAGGGGGCUUAUUCAAAGUGCUCAGAUUGGGAAGCCUUUGGUGAAAAAGAUGAAUUAAUGACAGUACAACAAAGCAUAGAAAUAACAACUGACCCGAUUGCAGCCAGUUGUUCUCCAGGAUGGAAC
Pseudopodoces humilis (Tibetan ground-tit) is the source of this 979-nucleotide messenger RNA. Lineage: Eukaryota; Metazoa; Chordata; Aves; Passeriformes; Paridae. The record is from RefSeq and is a predicted model, not a curated record.